Molecule: messenger RNA, 939 nt
Organism: Ricinus communis (castor bean)
Lineage: Eukaryota; Viridiplantae; Streptophyta; Magnoliopsida; Malpighiales; Euphorbiaceae
Exons: 1
Coding region: 1-939 (312 amino acids)
Source: RefSeq, a predicted model, not a curated record
AUGCCUCGAUAUGCGAAGUUCAUAAAGGAGAUUCUUAGCAACAAGAGGAAGUUUAAGGACUCAGCGUGCGUGAUGUUAAACGAGGAAUGUUCGGCAAUUUUCCUAAACAAGUUACCGGAAAAGCGACAUGAUCCAGGGAGUUUUACAAUUCCUUGUGUUAUAGGUAAAUUAUCUGUCAAUGAUGCCUUAGCUAAUUUAGAGGCUGGAAUUAAUGUAAUGCCGUACAGUCUGUUUGUAAAAUUAGGGAUCGGAGAGACCAAACCCACUAGGAUGAGUAUACAAUUAGCUGAUAGAUCUGUUAAGUAUCAUAGGGGUAUUGUAGAGAAUGUGCUGGUAAAAGUAAAUAAAUUUAUAUUUCUUGUUGAUUUUGUGAUCUUAGACAUGGACAGUGAGAGUAGUGUACCCUUAAUUCUAGGAAGACCUUUUCUUGCAACAUCUAAGGCAAUGAUAGAUGUUUGUGAUGGAAAGAUAAAACUUAGGGUUGGAGAUAAGACUAUCAAUUUUGACUUGCAUAAUCCCAUAAGCCAGUCUUUAGAUCAUAAUAAUGUUGUGUAUGCUGUUAAUGUAAUUGACAAUGAUAUUGAGACACAGUUGCAGGAAGUGUUAGUUGAAGACCCUCUACAUGUCACUUUGCCAAAGGGAGAAAAGCAUGAGCUGUCAAAUGAGGAAGUGUUGGAGCAGCUUGAAUUUAUGUUAGCAAACAAGCGAAGCAGCAAUACUGAUGAGUUUAUUAUGAUUGACAGGAAAGGUGUGCAGAAGUUGAGGCCAUCACUUGAAGAACCGCUGGUUCUCUAUUUGAAAAAGCUUCCACAACGUCUUGACUAUGCGAAUAUGGAUGAGGAUAAAGGGCUGCCGGUCAUUCCAGCAGCAGAGUUGACAACCGAGGUGAGGGAAAGGACAUUGCCAACUCAAAGAAAGUACCUAAAAGCGGCUGCUUAG